Molecule: messenger RNA, 1994 nt
Organism: Klebsormidium nitens
Lineage: Eukaryota; Viridiplantae; Streptophyta; Klebsormidiophyceae; Klebsormidiales; Klebsormidiaceae
Source: the annotation of a GenBank genome assembly
GCUUGGUUUCGGAGGAAGCAACCUGAAGCAACCCUGGCCCUGGGCCUUUGUCCUAGUAGUAGGCAGGCCGGGACACAGAGUUCCCUUCAACUUGUUCUCCCUGCGAACGCCUCCCUUUCUCUCAAAGUGACAUCAGUCCACAGGAGCCAGGUCCAGGGACAAGAGCAAGGUUGCUUGCAAGGGGUGCAAAGUGCAGUGAAGGUUGGAGCCGGUCGUUUUCAAAUUUGUUAAUGGUUUCAUAGAGUAGAGGCGUCACCCUUGUGAACGCUUUCCUUGGGGACCAGACAGGAAAGGCAUACCAGCAGUUGCCAGUUGGACUCCAAGCUAAAUUGGGGAUGGAGUUUCUCAAAGGAGCUGCAGAAGGGAUGGACGUCAUAUCGAUGGGGGUGCAGGCGUGUCCUUUUCUUAGGUCAAUCAUGAAGGACACCAAUGUGGAUCUUGCAAAGGCCCCCGGCGGACCUUCGGCAACCAAAGAUAGGGCUCAAGGCCAGUGCCCUGCGCAGCGGGGCCCCAUCUUCUGUGACGAGCCAAAUUUUGAGUCAACACUAAGAUUGUUCCAUGGUUCUGGGGGAGUUGUUCCGUUGGCAAGGUUCUCAGAGCAGUUGGACAAGUCUGAGGCUCCAGCAAGGGCUAAAGAUAGGGCGUGUCCUAGAACACAAGCCCUAGAUGGUCCGCGGACUGCUCAGCAUCCACUUGCCGCAUCUGCAGCCACAAUCAGCAUCUCUGCCUUUGGGGGAGGGGCUCCCAACCCUUUCAGCUGGGAUGGUUUCAUGGCUGCCAGAAAUAAGCGUACACAGCCAGAACCAGCAAAAUCUGGUCGCCCGGAACCAGCAAAGAGCAGCAGACGCCUUGAGGCAUCAACUGGUGGUAGAGAGCCUGCUUCGCAGUCAGAGACUCUGAAGACUAGAGCAGAGAUUGGGAUUGGUCCAAAACCUCAACAAGCGAAGGCAAGAGCAAAGCCUGCGAAGGCAGUUGCUGCGCCAGAAGCGCCUACGCAGCAGCACGUCCACGGAGAGCCGGUGGAUGCCAAGGAGUGGCUCAGCACAAGCAACUGCCCCAUCGCCAAGAUGCACCGUGUGAUCAUGGAACUGGCCCCCGCAGCAACCGAGCUCUUCCGCAACCCCCAGAACAUCAAACUCAGCUGUCCCGCCCCCAUCAUUGCUGCCAGGGUUGCCCUUUCCAAAACCCCCCCCAUCCGGCAGUUGCGCCCCCAGCCCCUGGAAUGGAAGCUGCUCGCGGUGGGGGGUUCCACACUAGCGGUGAAUGUGCCUCUCGGGAUGUGGAGGGAGCAUGUCGAGAAGUUCUCGCCGGAGUGGUUCGUGGCGGUGCACGCGGCGGUUCCGUUCGUGGCGAUGCUGAGGAAGGCGGUGCUUAUCCCCAAGACGGCAAUGGUGCUCACGAUUUUAGCGGCGAUCCUGGGGCAGGUGAUUGGGUCGCGUGGGGAGCGGUACAGGUUGCAGCAGAAAGCGGCAGCGCAGCGGCAAAUGGCGGCAAGUUCGCCAGGGGGAGGGACGCCUUUCGUCAGAGCGACGGCAGUGCAGCAGCCGGCAAGAGUUCACGCGGAUGUUAGGAGAGCGGAGAGGAUGAAAGCGGAGGGCGACUUGGAGGCGCCGGCAGCCGGAUGUGUUGCUGGCUUGGGGGUUUUCGACCUGUUCUCGGGAAGGGCAGAGGAGCUGGGCUGGACGCCAAGCCGAGUAAAGGGCCGUGGGGUUAGCGGCAAAGCAUGUCGGUCCAGUUGGAAGCUGCCUACUGCGAACGGGCUGGGUUUGGAAGGGAGGUCUACGUGGGUGCACUGAUAAGUGCAGUUCUUGUCGACGCAAGUCAACGCAAUAAGUCAAGCUGUUGCACAUUUGCGGCAGAUUGUUUUGUUACUGCAAUAAUCGACAGCACACUUAUGGAAGUCGCAGAAAGUAUUUCGGAAAAACACAACUUGACUUGAGAGAAAAUUAGGUAGGCAUGAUGGGUGCUCGUUUGAUGUGGUCAAAAUUUGAUAU